UCAAUGAUGAACAUGAGGUCAGACAGAUUGAAACAGCAUCCAGGAAACCAGACAGACCAGAAACAACAAUCACAUAUGAAGACAUCUUAAAAAUCCCACCUGGAAGAGAUGAAUCAUUCAGAACAGUGAUGACAACGGGAGUGGCUGGCAUCGGGAAAACAGUCUUAACACAGAAGUUCACUCUGGACUGGGCUGAAGACAAAGCAAACCAGGACAUCCAGUUCACAUUUCCAUUCACCUUCAGAGAGCUUAAUGUGCUGAAAGAGAAAAAGUACAGCUUGGUGGAGCUUGUUGAUUACUUCUUUAGUGAACCCAAAGAAGCAGGAAUCUACAGGUUUGAAGAGUUCCCGGUUGUGUUCAUCUUUGACGGUCUGGAUGAGUGUCGACUUCCUCUGGACUUCCACAACACUGAGAUCCUGACUGAUGUUACAAAGUCCACAUCAGUGGAUGUACUGCUGAUAAACCUCAUCAGGGGGAAACUGCUUCCCUCUGCUCGCCUCUGGAUAACCACACGACCUGCAGCAGCCAAU
This is a messenger RNA of Perca flavescens (yellow perch), 530 nucleotides long. RefSeq names its product protein NLRC3-like. The annotation marks the transcript as partial. The transcript has a single exon. The record is from RefSeq and is a predicted model, not a curated record. Lineage: Eukaryota; Metazoa; Chordata; Actinopteri; Perciformes; Percidae.